UAAAAUUCCCUCCUCCUUCCUGUUCCUCAACCUUCGCCAUUAUCUCCGAAUUGCUCCGGUUCUCACGGAAACCCUAAUUAUGGUUUCCUAUUCCCUCGCUAGCAUCUCCAAUGCUCCAAUUCCUCCCAAAUCCAUUCCCUGGAACCCCUUUCUCUCCGGUUCCUCUUCAUCUGGAUCCCAGAUUCCCCUCCACCCCCGGCGAUGCUUAGAUUUGAAGAAUGGGAGGAAGGAUGGAGUUGGUUGGAGAUCGAUCGGUUGUGCUGUUUUGAGCCCUGUGGAGAAAAAGGAUAUUGGGAUUGUCAAGGAGAAGAGUGUUUCGGUGGUUCUCUUGGCCGGAGGGAAUGGAAAACGAAUGGGGGCUAGCAUUCCAAAGCAGUACCUCCCUCUUUUAGGACAACCAAUUGCAUUGUACAGUUUCUACACAUUCUCUGAAAUUCCUGAAGUGAAAGAGAUAGUUGUAGUAUGUAAGCCAUCCUACAGGGAUGUAUUUGAAGAUUCCAGUGUGAGGAGACGAGUGGAUCUUAAGUUUGCAUUACCUGGAAAAGAAAGACAGGACUCGGUUUACAGUGGGUUGCAGGAAAUUGAUGGAAGAUCAGAACUUGUUUGUGUACAUGAUUCAGCUAGGCCUCUAGUUUCAGUUGCUGACAUAAAGAAGGUUCUGAAGGAUGGUUGGUUGAAUGGAGCCGCUGUUCUUGGUGUGCCUGUAAAAGCUACAAUAAAAGAGGUCAAUGAUCGUUAUUAUGUUGUCAAAACCUUGGACAGGAAGGCACUUUGGGAAAUGCAAACUCCACAGGUUAUCAAGCCUGAUGUGCUUAAACGUGGUUUUGAGCUCGUCAACAAGGAAGGCCUUGAAGUCACUGAUGAUGUAUCUAUUGUGGAGCACCUUAAACAUCCUGUGUACAUCACUGAAGGCUCAUAUACAAACAUCAAGGUUACAACCCCGGAUGAUCUAUUGGUAGCUGAGAGAAUAUUGAACAUGAAAGCAGGAGUUCUUGCUUAGUGUGUUUUCGGCUUUUGAUUUUGUUCACUUAAUGUCCCGAACAGGGAGCUCGAGCUUGUGUUGCCAUUGAAGAAUGUUCCUUUAUCCAUAAUCCAACCUCAAUAAUCAUAUAGAAAUUUUUGAGUCGAUCUUUGCCUGAAUGACAGAAUGCCUUUAUUCUUUUAGAGGAGCAAAUAGAAACAUGGAAACCUACAAUUAAGAUAUUAAUGUAGACACCAACUGUGACAAUCCCUUGUGCUGCUCUAGUGUCUGCUGUCGGCUAUCUGUUCUUCAAUUUCAUCAGGCACCAAUCUAAACAUGGUAGGCGGCUUGUCUUUGCAUAAUUUUCAAUGGAUAAUGAGAUCAAUUUCUUCAAUUAUAUAUUUAUGUACAUAUGUAUGCAUUUAUGAAGGAUUGUAUUAUUUUGUACCUUCCCUUUCUUAGCUCUACUGGUUUUCCAAACCAUUGUAUCCAGGUUCUGUAUCAUGACUCCUGUAUAAUAUUUUAUCAUAUUUAUUUUUCCAAAUGUCCAUGUAAUA
This is a messenger RNA of Dioscorea cayenensis subsp. rotundata (Guinea yam), 1518 nucleotides long. RefSeq names its product 2-C-methyl-D-erythritol 4-phosphate cytidylyltransferase, chloroplastic. The record is from RefSeq and is a predicted model, not a curated record. Gene Ontology annotation, molecular function: 2-C-methyl-D-erythritol 4-phosphate cytidylyltransferase activity. The transcript has 12 exons. NCBI's taxonomy places the organism in Eukaryota, Viridiplantae, Streptophyta, Magnoliopsida, Dioscoreales, Dioscoreaceae. The coding region runs from base 80 to 1000 and encodes 306 amino acids. Gene Ontology annotation, biological process: isoprenoid biosynthetic process.